CCUAGAACCCAAAUCCGGGGACAUGGCAGACGCCGUGCACUCGUGAGACGGGUCCCACAAAUGCACAAGGCUCGGAACUUAAUCAUAUCACAAAAUCUGAAGAUAAAAUCUUAAAAUCUGCUCUGAUAUCAUAAAAUCUCCAAAUACACUCUAGUUUACAAGAUCAUGAUUUAUAUCUAAAAUCUAUAUCAAUCUCGAAAUGGCUAGCCUUCUAACUCGUCACUUCCCGUGGUUUUCCUGUCCUCGGUUUCGCUUCCUGAAAUGGUGGACAAGGAAAAACUAUGAGAUAAACUCAGUAAGUAAAAUAUGGAUAGCCCUUAAUUAAACUUAUAGCAUGCCAACCAGUAUAAUCACGAAAAAUAGGUAUGAAUACGGAAACGAAAUAAACGUCUCCUCUAUAGGUCACGGCCAGUGUUAUAAACCUCCCAUUGGUGGGUACAGUAGUAACCAAUGUUUUGUUCCAUUGGCAGGAUUACAGAAUACGAACCGGUUCUAUCAGUAACAUGUCGACAUGUGCUAGCAUUUAUAAACCUCCCUGUCACACCCCAAAACCCGAGUUCAAGGCGCGACAGACGCCGUGCACUCGUAAACGGGUCUCACGAAUGCACAAGGUUCGGAACUUACUGAGUUCUUAAUUUCCAAUUCAGAUAAUUCAGAUCUAAAACUCAAGUAAAAUCUAACUUUCCAUUACCAAAAUUUACUAUUUCAGAUAUACAAAAGUUUAUAAACAGUUAUGGCUAUAACCAAGGGAACUUUGUACGCAAAAAUGGUUAUUUCUAUCAACCAUGAGAGACUAGCAGCUUAACUCCAAAAGAUCUAAGUCCACAAUAAUGCCUAGCCGUCUAGCUCGUCACUCCCUCGGUUCUUUAUGUAUCGGGUAUCACUACCUGAAAUGGUGGACAAGGAAAACUAGGUCAGAUAAAAUAUCUCAGUAAGUAAAAUAUGGAUAGCCCGUGAGUAAAAUUUUAAGCAUGCCAGAUAAACAUUUUAACAUAACAAACUUUCAAUGAAAACCAUUCAUGCAUAAUAAAACUCAUUAGUAGUCUCAUCCAUAGGUCAUGGCCAACGUUUAUAAACCUCCCACUGGCGAGCACAGUAGUUGCCAAUGUUUAACCCCAUAGGCAAGGUUACAGAAGUGCCAGUGUUUAACAACUCCCACUGGCAGGCGUCAGUAAUGGUGCCAGUGUUUACAACUCCCACUGGCAGGCGACAGUAAUUACCAAUGUUUAACCCCACUGGUAGGGUGAACCGGUUCUACAGAAAUACAUGUCGACAUGUGCUAGCGUUUAUAAACCUCCCACUAGCGGGCACAGUAAUCAGUAAUCAUGACCAUAUCUGAGACAAAACCAUGCAGAGUUUACAGAAAAACCCGGAUUUCACAAUCAAUCCCAAUUUCAUAAAUAACUAGAAAAAUU
Messenger RNA from Rubroshorea leprosula, 1415 nucleotides. Lineage: Eukaryota; Viridiplantae; Streptophyta; Magnoliopsida; Malvales; Dipterocarpaceae. The record is from the annotation of a GenBank genome assembly.